CCUUUAGCCAAAAAUUCGCUUGCGGCGCCUUGAUUUGCACUAUACGUUUGCCUGUCCUAUCUUCCCAGGCACCGAAUGCACCGUAGGACAAGGAAAAGAUGACAUUUGCCGUUACUCUGUGACUAGUAAGACACAUAUUUGUUGUUCGGGUUGUUAGGCUUAUUUCUGCCAUAGUUACCUUCGCAAAAGGCUUACCUGUUAACACAUCUUGGAAUUUCUUGCGGUCCACUUCAAGAGCCAUGCGUGGGCUAUGCGCAAAAACUAUUAUGACUGCAUCUUGCUCACUAUACUGUUGACUGGUGGUUCGUUAUGGCGUCCUCGUCGCCUCCUCCACUUCCGGAGUCCUCGCCGCCCCCUCCUGGCGAGAGUUCGGCACAACUUUGGUAUGUGGGGGCCAUCAUCAACGUGGUUGGGAGUAUUUCCAUCAACCUGGGCAUGAACAUGAUGAAGCUAGGGCACACGAAGCGGGAUGAGCUGGACGUCCCAGAGGAGGAGAAGCCGCCCAUCCGCAAGUUCAGGUCCUGGCUGUUUGGGAUCAUUAUCUUCGCGACGGGCAACGUGCUGAACUUCGUAUCCUUUGCCUUCGCGGCGCAGUCGCUGCUGUCGGCGCUGGGCAGUUUGCAGCUGGUGUGCAACGUCGUGUUCGCCUACUUCGUCAACCACGAACCCAUCACCAAGCUCAUCAUCUUGUCCACGCUGUGCAUCAUCGGCGGCUGCGUGCUGCUGGUGGUGUUCGGUAACCAGAGCUCCGAAACCUACACCGUGGCGAUGCUCAUGCACUUCUACACCCAGCCUGCCUACGUGAUCUACCUGGUAAUGAUGGGCGUGUUCGUCUUCGGCUUCUACAUCGUGUACCUGCACUGCAAGAAGGUCUCACGCAAGCACGGUGCGGCGGCGGGCUGGACGGUGAUGCUGAUGGUGUCGUACGCCAUCUUCUCGGCGCUGCUGGGCUCGCAGAGUGUGCUGUUCGGCAAGAGCAUCUCGGUGGUCGUGAGGUCGAUCAUAAGCGGGCCGGGCAGCGUGCGCAUUACGCAGUUGAAGAGCUGGUACACGUACGUGGCGCCCCUCAUCUUCAUCUUUGUUGCGCUCUUUUGGGUGACGCGCCUGAACAAGGGUCUGCGCAUGUUCCCCGCCAUGCUGGUGGUGCCGCUGAUGCAGAUCGCCUGGACGCUGUUCUCCAUCGUGUCGGGCAUGCUGUACUUCCAGGAGUACACGGGCUUCACCACGCUCAAGGCCAUCAUGUUCCCUGUGGGAGUGCUGGUGGUCUUCUUCGGUGUGUUCCUGCUGACGGUGGGCCACCGGGGCGGCGCCGCGGAGGAGCUGGAGGGGGAGCUGGAGGAGAAGCCGUGCGGGGGGCUGGCGGUGCACGACAACGCAGCCUUCAGCAACGUCUCGGAGGCGGGGGACUCGGUGCCUUCCGAGAUGCACCCGCAGCACCCCAAGAUGUCGCUGGGCCAGACGCUGCGGCUGACAAGCACCUGGGCGCCCGCCAGUGUGGCCGUGUCGCCUGGCUCCGCCAUGGGGCGCACGCUGAUGACCGGCGAGUCCAUCCGGCGCAGCAGGCGCGUCGUGGAGGGCCCCGCCGACCUGAACGCCUCCGCGCUCACGCACCGCUCCUAUCGCACCGACGAGGGCGAGCACGCCGCCACCGCCAGCACCCCCGAUCGCAACAGCACCCUCAACAAGACCACCCACAGCAACGCCUCACGCGCCUCCGAGACGCCCUCCAUGAUGGGCACCAUGCGCAAGGGCCUGCGGUCGCUGCGGCUGCUCGCCAGCGACCUGAUGGACCCCAGGACCGGCCUCAAGCUCACCGUGGGGCUGGGAGACAGCGGGCUGGCGGCGGUGGGGCUGGGGGUCAUGCCCGUGCUGCCCACGAACGCCAAGCAACGGCCUAGUCGCUCGGGAGGCGCGCUGGAGCUGGCGAGCUCGCUGCCCCGGUCCAAGUUCCACACCUACAGGGCGGACGCGGACACGCUUGCUCCCAUCCGAGAAGCAAGCGGACUGCCCCCCACCAAGCCGCCCAGCAUGGAGUUGGCUGCCUCCCUGACCGCAAGCAGCCAGCUGCACCCCAGCUCGCAUGGCGGCGCGCGCACUCCGGGGCCUGGCGGCAGCCCACCUCUUGGCGGGAGACAGCCUACCUCAAGCCGCCAUGCAUCGCCGUUCCGGCCGGCUCGGCGCCCCUCAGGGGGGGAUGAGUUCGCGGCCCUACGCGACAUGCUGCCCGCUCCCUCAUACCGGCCGUCGCAGGACCAUGUUGACAUCGGGCAUCAGGAUGCCAGGCCGCAAGCGCCGCCCCAAUCCUCCGGCGCUCCGGGUAAAGGGCCGAGCUUCCGACGUGCGCCCCAGUCCGGCAUUCCGGAGGGCCGGUUACCGCUGCCCGGCUUUGGACCGGGGCCUGGGCCAGGCUCUUCGCCCUCACCAGGCGGGGAGACGACGACGUCUCGUGCCUACGAGUCUGACUCGCCUUCCUCCCCACGGCGGUAUGCGGCGGGUUACGGAGGCCCGCCGGACGCUGCAGCCGCGGUGGUGUGGCCCCCAGCGCCCAGUGGGCGGCAGCCCGGCAAGCCCGGCAGCUUCGCGACGCUGCCUGAGGGCGUGCCGCUGAGCACCGCCAACAGCAUCGUGAUGCACGAGAGCCGCCCCAGCACCCCGCCGGAGGUGAUGCUGGGCGGUGGGGGGCCCGGCGAGGUGCAGGGUGGGCCCCGCAUGGCGCCUUCUUGGCUGCAGCAGGCGGCGAGCAGCCCCUACCGGCAACCGUACGGGCAGUACCAGCAGCAGCCGCAGUACCAAUCCCAACAGCAGUCGCAGUACCAGUACCAGCAGCAACAAUCGCAGUACCAGCAGCAGCAGCUGUCGCAGUACCAGCAGCAGCAGUAUCAGUACCAGCAGCCGCAGUAUCAGUAUGUAGCGCCGGCACCGUUGGGAGGGCUGCGAUCCAGUGUCCCGCACAUGACAGGAGCCCGCCUGCCGAGACCGCACCUGCUCAUACCAGGCAUGCCGGUGAUGAGUCCGCCGGCAGCGCAACCGGCUGUUGCAGGGACACUUCUGCCGUACUUGCAACAAAGUGUGUCGUACGCGCAGCUGCUAUCGGGACAACUGGUAGCGGACGGGGGAGGGCUGAUGGGCCCCAUGCAGCCCCAUGCCAGCGUCGGAUCACAUGGAGGCUUCAUGCCUGCUGGUGCUCCGCCCGCCGCUGUGCUGCUGCAAUCACGACAACACUCACCGCGUGGCCUGAGUGUUUCUAGGUCUUGGGCGGGAGUAGGUGGUGCGACUGGGGGUUUGGGGGCGUCCCACCAGUCGCCGCUGCGCGGGAGCUACUUGGGGCCGCAAGCACGUGCGUUGCGGCCCUGGCAGUACUGAGGCGCGGCAGCAGGGGUGAAGUGGAGGCCGCCGCGACCCGUGCGUUGUGUACUUUUGUUUCUAGGAUGUAUACGCCGUGCCAAGCAGCACGGAUAUCCGCGCUCGAUGGAGCGUAGUCGUGAACAAGAAGCAGUUUGCAUGCACGCAUUCGGCAUUUAUAGAAGUAACGGCACUGAAUAGUACUGUGAUCAAGCACGGAUGCUUGCAAGCGGGAGCUUCUUGCAGCGAGCUCGCGUGAUGUGCGUUUGCCAUAUUUACCGUUGGCUAUCUGUACUGCAAGCAACACGUUUCGGAUGAGACAUCGUGACAAUGUGACCGUUGUUAAUUAGGAAGCGGCUUAGGCCGCUGUGCUCUUGUACUUUUUCGGGAACAAGAAGGCCCAAGGCUGCCUCCCCACUCCUAUGUUUGCAUGGACUGGGUUUUUCCGGCAUAACGAUAGGCCACAGCAUAUGUUGUAAUAGGCAGCGACUUGGCUGCAUGCACGUGAUCGGGCAACUGGUGAUGUUUAAAGCAGGUCCAGUUGCGGUCUGCACGCAUGUACAGUAUGGUCAGUGGGAGCCAGAGAGGGGUCAAGGACGCUGUCAAGGAAGCGGAGUCAGUUUGGGACAGGUCCCUUCGCAGGCCGCGCUAGGAUGUUAGUGAGUUUGCGCGCCGGUGGCACAAGCUGCACAUGUGCUAUGAUGCUGGCUUUGUACCGCCAAGGAUCUUUCCUACAUCUUCCAUUCGGUAAUGCGUCCGUUUCACUGUUCGGGAUGUCUCAAGGCAUUCCUUGUUCUGUGUUGAUCUUAGUUGACCCAGGGCAGCGACCCAGGGGGGCGACAGGGAUCGCCCUCUCACCUGCUACCACUGUACAUGUUGACUCGCCGGA
Molecule: messenger RNA, 4231 nt
Organism: Astrephomene gubernaculifera
Lineage: Eukaryota; Viridiplantae; Chlorophyta; Chlorophyceae; Chlamydomonadales; Astrephomenaceae
Source: the annotation of a GenBank genome assembly